AUGCAUUUCUGGAUUGACAAACGCAGCCAGUGCGCUUACAGCGGUCGCCACCGGGUACCGUCCUCACUAUCAGCCGGCGUGGGACGGUCACGCGGGCGCGUGUGUGCGGCGGCAGGACGCAAGGGCAUGGCGGCGCCGGUGCACCGCUUCGCUCCCGUCGACUGCGCGCCCCGACGCCCACGCCCUCUGCGCCAUUAUGGGCCUCCUCCAAUGCCAGCGGUACAUUCAACACGAAGACAGAAUGACGAAUCUAGUCUAUACGUGGAGAUACCACCGGAGCCCCCACAACCGACCAUUGCAAGCCUGGCGGCUGCGCGUAGUGUCACCCCGGACACGUUGCUCCGGACCGCAGCCCUAGGGCUCGCCCACCACCACUCACCCAUGAUGGCACCACAUUUGAAGUUCGGCAUGCUAGUUUCUUUCGCGCUCGCAACUGUCUUCUUGGCGAGUGCGAAGUAUUAUUUUGAUAGACAGUUGGUACGCAGCAACGGCGGCAGCGCGGAGGUGAGUGGGGAGGUGGGGGUGGUGUGCGCGGCCGUGGCGUGCGUGUGCGGCGUGGGCUGCGCGCUGUCGCUGUGCCGCACGCGCGCCGCGCCGCCCCCGCAUCCCCCCGAGCGCGUGUCCUCCACCGCCAGGCGCCCCCUGCCCCGGACACCCACGCGGAAUGUGAAUCAGAGAGAGGUGACAAUAUCCGAACCCGAAGACAUAUCACUUACAAUCCUAUCACGACCGGAGCGCGAGGCCCCCAGCGGCAGCGAGGCGCGGGGUGCUCCAGGCUCGGAGGCUCCCCCGCCCUACCACAUCGCCGUAUUGCUGCCCACGCGCGGGUCUUCGCCCCCGCCACCUGCGUACUCAGCUCUCAGC
Molecule: messenger RNA, 864 nt
Organism: Brenthis ino (lesser marbled fritillary)
Lineage: Eukaryota; Metazoa; Arthropoda; Insecta; Lepidoptera; Nymphalidae
Source: the annotation of a GenBank genome assembly